GCGUCUGUCUGUGCUUGUGCGACUCGCUGCGGGAGGCAGGUUUCAAAUGGUAUCUUGUAAACAUUAAAAGAGUUUGUUAAAAAUGCCUAUGAAAGGAAGGUUCCCGAUCAGGAGGACCCUGGACUACCUGCAGAAGGGCGACAUCAUCUUUAAAAACCGAGUCAAGAUCAUGACGGUGAAUUACAACACACAUGGAGAGCUGAGCGACGGAGCAAGAAAGUUUGUGUUCUUCAAUAUUCCUCAGAUUCAGUACAAAAACCCGUGGGUCCAAGUAAUGAUGUUCAAAAAUAUGACACCAUCACCAUUCUUGAAGUUCUACCUGGAUGAUGGGGAGCAGGUACUGGUGGAUGUAGAAGGGAAGGACUACAAACAAAUUUCACAACACGUUAAGAAGAUUUUGGGAAAAUCAGAACAAGUGUUACAAGCUGAAUCCCGCGCCAAGAUGCAGGCAUCCAACCCCGCCAACUUUGGACCAAAGAAGUAUUGUCUAAGGGAGUGUAUCUGUGAGGUGGAUGGCCAGGUGCCGUGUCCUGGCACCACACCACUGCCCAAGGAGAUGACAGGCAAAUAUCGAACCCAGAUGGCAGCAUCACAGGAGUAAGAGGCUGAGAAGGAGAGCAGACUAUUGUUGAUUUACUGGACAAUAUUAUUAUAUUAUUGUUGCGUUUGAUUUUGUACAGUUACAUAAAAGGACUAACACAUUGCAUAUUUUGUUGUAAAUAUGCACAAGUGAAUGGGUCCCAUUAUUCUGUGUGAAUUGGAGAUUGUCAGUGCCUGGACUGACACCCGCCACUCCACCAUAAAUCCAGUACAAACACUUGUCAGUGUUGGGGGUGUUGAUACUUCGUGCCAGGUUUGGACAUCUUAACCUCACACCCUCUGUUUGUACAUGAUGUGACCCGGUUAAAGAUUCCUGUCAUCCAGGUGUGAGCUGAAAAUUACAAUGUAAACAUUCAAAUAAAACCUAAAUUUGCCUGUG
Molecule: messenger RNA, 979 nt
Organism: Seriola aureovittata
Lineage: Eukaryota; Metazoa; Chordata; Actinopteri; Carangiformes; Carangidae
Gene: mrps25
Product: mitochondrial ribosomal protein S25
Exons: 4
Coding region: 83-601 (172 amino acids)
Cellular component (GO): mitochondrion
Molecular function (GO): structural constituent of ribosome
Source: RefSeq, a predicted model, not a curated record